AUGGUGGUGAUCGCCCUUAGAGAAAGGAAGCGGCGCGAGGAAGAGGAAGCCGCUAGACGAGCUGCCGAGGCAGCUCGCGCGCAAACCGAGGCGGUUCCGGCGCAAGCCGAGGCGGUCUCAGCGCAAACCGAGGCCGUCCUUCAACCCGACCCUUCGAGCCGGGAAGGGGAUGUGAUGAUCCGAGCCGCAGAAGGCGACACUGCCGAGGCGGCUGAGAAAGACGUAGUGCCCGAGGUGGAACCGGGCGAAAUUAUCCCCGAGGUGUCCGGGGACGGCUCGGCGGCGCGGAGUAAGACUCCUUCGCAAUCCACCAUCCUGGCCCUCCCGAAGUCGACGAGGCCACCGACUUCGGUCGUCCAGAAGCAUGACUCUAGCCGAAAACGUUCGGCUACUGACAAGGGGAAAGGCGUCGCCGUCCAAAAGGACGAGCCGUCCAAGAAGAGGCAAAAACCGACGCCCAGGGACCCCGCCGCGCGUAAAUUGGUUGUUGACGACCCCGACGCUUCUGCCGUCAUGUUUUCGCGUAUAAAUAACGCGAACACGCGUCUUCCUCCUCCGGAGAAGCUGAGGAGGCCGAGGUCAUAUGGCGCGAUGGCGCAGCGUGGUACCAAGUUUGUCGCGGCCAUUAACGACCUGAUGGCCGAGUAUGAGGGAGACCUGUCUAAGGUCGAACGUCGCUUGGACGAGGCCCGAAAUGAGACCGUGGCAUCAAAGGUGAAGCUGGAAGAGGCGCAAAACGAAAGCCGCGGCAGCGAAGGGGAAACUCACCGAGGCGAUGACCCGAGUGUCGAGGAAGCAAGGAGAGCCAAAAGCGCCGAGGUGGCGCUGUUCGAAGCCAAGGUCGAAUGCGCGAAGAAGGAGGCGAGGCGCGAGCUGACGGCGAAGUUUCAGGAACGCCUCGCCAAGGUGGAGGAGGGUUUGGUCAAGCUCGAGAAGGCCAAAAAUGAUGAGAACGAUCUGGGACAGAUCAAGGGCAAUCUUGCGAUGAUUGCCGACCUGAAGAAGCCGGACGCCCCGACGCUUGACGACGAGGAGGCGAAGCUGAAAAGCUGGGAGAGUGAGUAUGCCGACGACGAGGCGUACGAGCGUAUUGCUUCCGAGAUUCGGGGCGAGCUGUAUUACUCUCCCGUAUCGCCGGACUCGGUCGACACCACCCUCGGCAACGAGCCGCUCGAAGAGACAGCGGCCAACUUAGGAGUGGUAGAUCCGAACGGAUCAAACGCAGGCACGCCAGUCCUCUCGAACCUCCUCGCCGUACGUGAGACGCAGUCCGCGGCCUGA
Messenger RNA from Eutrema salsugineum, 1281 nucleotides. RefSeq lists its product as uncharacterized. The coding region runs from base 1 to 1281 and encodes 426 amino acids. The transcript has 3 exons. Lineage: Eukaryota; Viridiplantae; Streptophyta; Magnoliopsida; Brassicales; Brassicaceae. The record is from RefSeq and is a predicted model, not a curated record.